UCCAUCGAAAUAGGCCUUGCAUUUACAAUAACAGCUAGAAUUCAAUCUAAGGAAAGAUGUUUGCUAAGCUGCGCAAGAUUUAUCCUGGUGAAAAGACGGUUAGACCGUCUCCAGAACCCUGUUGCUCCAGGGACUUGAACCAUUUGGAAAAAGACUUGUCCCAGAAGAAAAGACGUGCUGAGUAUCUCUUGGAUCGCAUGCAGCAGCUGCUGCUCUUCCUGGCCGUCUUCCUCUUUUUCCCCGUGGUGAUCUUCACCAGCUUCAAGUUCUUGGUUAUGGUUCCCCUCUAUGGUGACAGCGAUACGAAUGUGGCCAUUGGCUCCGCAGUCGCCACGGUGAUAGUGAUGCAUGUCCUGGUCACGGGAUACAUCCUGCGCCUGAUCUUCGUGCAGGAGUUCCCGCGCAUGGAGAAGCUGGAGCUGUGGACCGAGUGGGAGGUCCUCAUCCCGACGCAGACCCAGGGACACGGCCCCGUGUUCAUCGUCAUGCUGCUGAUGUCCUACUGCUCCCUGAUACUCGGCUUUCCCAUAGCCACCUUCUUUGCCCUCAAGUUUGUGGUGCUCAAGAGCUUCGCCCACAUCGAUGCCGACAUUAUUUCGGCCAUCUGCACCGUGGUGGCAGUGCAUGCAGCAGUUGGCUUUUAUAUCUACAGAGCCAUCUACACGAAAAGUGCUAAGAGUAGUCGCGAGGGCAUAAGGACAUCCCUGUGAUAGGUCUCUGAAGACUCAUUUGAUUAUCCAAUUUAAAUUCUUAAAUAUAGCAAUGAAAAGCCAA
Molecule: messenger RNA, 774 nt
Organism: Drosophila biarmipes
Lineage: Eukaryota; Metazoa; Arthropoda; Insecta; Diptera; Drosophilidae
Exons: 2
Coding region: 57-710 (217 amino acids)
Biological process (GO): vacuolar proton-transporting V-type ATPase complex assembly
Cellular component (GO): endoplasmic reticulum membrane
Source: RefSeq, a predicted model, not a curated record